UAGCUACGAUCUCGAUCGUAGAGCCAGCACCGUUAUCCUGAUUUGAAAAUGUGGUGCCUCAUUGAGCUCCACACGCUAUUUUCCCGUAACCCUGGGGUGAGAAGGCUGUAUCCUAAUGUUUGGUAUUGAAAGAAGUCUAAAGAACUCAGUCGAUUGUUAUAGAAGCAUGGGGAUUCCUAUGCUUUAACCCAUUCUUUUAGCGGCUUCCCGUGGACAAGAACCAGGCCCUUCGUACCACGCAGUUUAUCCAGUCGCUCCACAUGAGGUACGUGACGUGCGUGUAACUGCCUUUUCAGUCGCAAUGAAACCUUUCAUCGUGCUCGAGCCUUUUUCUUUCCUCCGUCUUCUUCCCUAUGAUGAUGGGAUGCUGGGCGUUGUAAAAAUCAAAAUAAACACGUAAGCUUUUGUUCGAUAAAGGAACGCAAUGCCACGAUCUCUAGUCCAAGACGAGCAGCAUCACAUAGACCACCAACGCAACAUGACACCAGGAAAUGCAAAUGAUUUGAUGGAGCAGACUGAAGACGGUCAACUCGAAAGUAUCCCAGCUCCAUUCGUAGCCCACGCAUUGAAGAGGCUUGCCCCUACGUAUUUUGAUAAUCAAGAGUAUGCUGAUUGCGAGUUGCGCUUAGAAGAUGGUCACUUUCUGUGGGCGAACGAAUUCUUUUUGACCUUCAGCUCAAAAUAUUUUGUCCAAGUCCUGGAAUCAAAACAUGAUGAAGAUGAACUCCAUCCAGACCUAUGCAUAACAACGCACAACAACGUAUCACUCUUUGUCAUAACGUUACCCAUUGACCCUCUCCAUCGAAGAAUACUCCGAGAUAUGAUGUUUGCGGUGUAUCGACAGGAGCAUUUUCGGUGGCUUCAACAGCUAAAUCCUGCUCAGUUUGUCAUUGCUACACAGAUAAUGGAAACGUUAGGCUUCACAUAAAUCAAAAACCAGCUGUAUGCAUCACUAAAGACACGAAAAAGUCGCGGUCGUUGAUCUCUAUACGGCUUACUUCACAACAUGCCACCCCACUACGAAAAAAAGGCGA
Messenger RNA from Umbelopsis ramanniana AG, 1034 nucleotides. RefSeq lists its product as uncharacterized. Lineage: Eukaryota; Fungi; Mucoromycota; Umbelopsidomycetes; Umbelopsidales; Umbelopsidaceae. Bases 425 to 928 code for a protein of 167 amino acids. The transcript is spliced from 2 exons. Gene Ontology annotation, molecular function: protein binding. The record is from RefSeq and is a predicted model, not a curated record.